This is a messenger RNA of Syngnathus acus (greater pipefish), 2027 nucleotides long. RefSeq names its product gastrula zinc finger protein XlCGF57.1-like. The record is from RefSeq and is a predicted model, not a curated record. NCBI's taxonomy places the organism in Eukaryota, Metazoa, Chordata, Actinopteri, Syngnathiformes, Syngnathidae. Gene Ontology annotation, biological process: negative regulation of transcription by RNA polymerase II; regulation of cytokine production; regulation of immune system process. The transcript has a single exon. Bases 237 to 1529 code for a protein of 430 amino acids.
AGGCUCAACAUGAGGUGAGCAAAGGAACGGAGCCUCCAAGCUGCAGCUCAAGUCCACAUAGGACCAGAGAAGGUGAUGGAGACCACUGUGGGGGAUCACGAGCAGCUCCACCAUCAGAUAGUGAUGACGUGUUGUCACAUGUUCCUGCUGCUGAUGAUGAUGACUCUCAAAACAAACACAGGCAAUGUUCUCACUGUGGAAUUUUUUUUGCUCGUAGCAGUAGUUUGAAACAACACAUGAGAAUGCACACAAGAAAGAAAAACUUUUCCUGUUCAGAUUGUGGCCAAAAGUUCUCUCACAGGGCAAAUUUAAAUAUGCACACAAGAAUCCACACUGGCGAGAAACCUUUUUCAUGCUCAGUCUGUGGCCAAAAGUUCUCUCAGCGGGCAGGUUUAAAUGUGCACACAAGAAUCCACACUGGCGAGAAACCUUUCUCAUGCUCAGUUUGUGGCAAAAAAUUCCUCACGAGGGGGCUUUUAAAUAGGCACACAAGAAUCCACACUGGUGAGAAACCUUUUUCAUGCUCAGUUUGUGGCCAAACGUUCUCUCAGCGGGUUGGUUUAAAUGUGCACACAAGAAUCCACACUGGCGAGAAACCUUUUUCAUGCUCAGUUUGUGGGCAAAAGUUCUCUCACAGGAACAGUUUAAAUAUGCACACAAGAAUCCACACUGGCGAGAAACCUUUUUCAUGCUCAGUUUGUGGCCAAAAGUUCUCUCGGAUGGCAAGUUUAAAUGUGCACACAAGAAUCCACACUGGCGAGAAACCUUUUUCAUGCUCAGUUUGUGGCCAAAAGUUCUCUCAGUGGGGACAUUUAAAUUCGCACACAAGAAUCCACAAUGUUGAGAAAACUUUUACAUGCUCAGUUUGUGGGCAAAAGUUCUCUCGGAGGGGUUAUUUAACAAUGCACACAAGAAUCCACACUGGCGAGAAACCUUUUUCAUGCUCAGUUUGUGGCCAAAGAUUCCACACGGGGGGGCAUUUAAAUACGCACACAAGAAUCCACACUGGCGAGAAACCUUUUUCAUGCUCAGUUUGUGGCCAAAAAUUCUCUGUGAGGGUCACUUUAAAUUCCCACACAUUAACCCACACUGGUGAGAAACCUUUUUCAUGCUCAGUUUGUGGCCAAAAAUUCUCUCAGAGGGGAUCUUUAAAGAUGCACACAAGAAUCCACACUGGCGAGAAACCUUUUUCAUGCUCGGUUUGUGGCCAAAUGUUCUCUCGGAGGGGACAUUUAAAUUCGCACACAUUAACCCACACUGGCGAGAAACCUUUCUCAUGCUCAGUUUGUGGCCAAAAGUUCUCUCGGAGGGGACAUUUAAAUGUGCACACAAGAAUCCACACUGGUGAGAAACCUUUUUCAUGCUCAGUUUGUGGCCAAAAAUUCCACACGUGGGGGCAUUUAAAUAGGCACACAAGAACCCACACUGGCGAGCAACCUUUUUCAUGCUCAGUUUGUGGGCAAAAGUUCUCUCGGAAGGGAAGUUUAAACAGGCAUACAAGAAUCCACAUUGGCGAGAAACCUUUUUAAUGCUCAGUUCGGCCAAACAGUCUCUCAGGGUGAGCUUAAUCAGGCACACAGGAGCCCACACUGGAGAGAAACCUGUUGCCUGCUCAGUCAGUUGCCAAAGAGUCUCUAUUAAGAAUUCUGUGUGUUUUGGAGAGAUGAGCAAUGAUCCAUGAAGUUCUCACCUUCUAUUUGAGCAGACUUUAUGAGUUUAUGCAUCAGUGAUCGUUCUAUUCUAGUAUGCACCUUUUGAUUGAGAUGCUGAUCUCCUUUCCUUUACGACAGUGAGAAGUUCAAUUCAUUUUAGUUUUACCUAUGAAUUUGAAAAUAAAGUUAACCGGCCUCGGGAUGAUAAUAGUUUUGUAUUUUUCAUGAUACUUGAAGUUUAUUUUGUUUUUAGUUGUGUGUUCAAAUUUAGGGCAAGUUGCUUGGUUCUUAUUAGUGUUGGUUCAGGAUUUUGUUUUGUUCAGCUUUUCAUGUUCAUGCCUGGAAAGCGGACUUUAAACCGAUGAUGAUGAUGAU